Cryptococcus wingfieldii CBS 7118 is the source of this 1044-nucleotide messenger RNA. Its product is annotated as mitochondrial protein. The record is from RefSeq and is a predicted model, not a curated record. Lineage: Eukaryota; Fungi; Basidiomycota; Tremellomycetes; Tremellales; Cryptococcaceae. The transcript has 5 exons. The coding region runs from base 1 to 1044 and encodes 347 amino acids. Gene Ontology annotation, cellular component: mitochondrion.
AUGAGGCCCUCCAGGCUCAUAGCGAGCACCCGCCCUAUAGCCCAAACAUGUGUCUCCUCCUUACCCCUCCCUUGCACCUCGCUCAGACCUCUCACAUCCACGACCCUCCCUCCACCCAGCCCAGCAUUCACCCAAAUCCGAGCCAAUCACUCCCACUCUUACACCACCCCUCCUUCUUCCCAGAUCAAAGACAAAGUACCGGUGGAACUGUCGUAUGAUGUGGUCGAGCCUUCGAAGCCGUCGCCAGAGGCUGAGGGGCAGAGCUUGGUGAUCUGUCAUGGGCUUUUUGGGUCGAAGCAGAAUUGGAGGUCUCUUGCCAAGGCGUUUGCUGCCCAGCUUGGUAUGCCAGUCUACACCCUCGACCUCCGUAACCAUGGUCAAUCCCCACACGCCUCCCCCCAUAACUACGCCGCUAUGGCCGCCGACGUUCACCACUUUUUCCAAGCCCGCAACCUCACAUCAGGCGUCAACCUGCUAGGCCACUCGAUGGGUGGAAAGGCGGUGAUGGCGGUGGCGCUGGAUAAUAAAUUGAAUGGGGCGUUGAGGACUCUGAUUAGUGUGGAUAUGUCACCGGCGAGGGGAAAGAUUUCGCCCGAGUUUGCGUCGUAUACGCAGGCGAUGAUUGAUAUUGAAGAGGCCAAAGUCAGGACCAAGCAGGAGGCCGACAAGAUAUUGCAAAAUACUGAGCCUAUGCUGCCUACUCGACAAUUCUUGCUCACCAACACUCGCCUGUCACGCGACGGCCCCGAGCCCCAUCUCGUCUUCCGUAUCCCCCUCCAACUCCUCUCCAAAGCCAUCCCCCAGAUCGGCGAUUUCCCUUACAAACCCCCUCCCCCUGUUACCGAUGCCUCCCCCGAGUGGCAAGGGCCGACGCUGUUCAUCAAGGGCGAGCACUCGAAAUAUAUCAACAAGCACAAUAUCCCUGUGGCAGAGCAGUUCUUCCCGAAUAUGAAGCUGGAAGUGCUCGAGACGGGGCACUGGGUGCACGCUGAGAAGCCUGCAGAGACGGUAGAGCUGGUCAAGGCGUUCAUCCAGGGAGCUUAA